Acanthoscelides obtectus is the source of this 408-nucleotide messenger RNA. NCBI's taxonomy places the organism in Eukaryota, Metazoa, Arthropoda, Insecta, Coleoptera, Chrysomelidae. The record is from the annotation of a GenBank genome assembly.
AUGUCUAGACAUCUAAAAUUCAUGAGCUUCAACGUAAGGUCAAUUCAGUCUGGUUUUCUAACUUUGAAGGAGUAUGUUGUUGACUGUGCUGUCGAUAUCCUGGGUAUCAGUGAGACUUGGCUAACUCCAGACAUUGAGGCAGGCAGAGGCGUCGCGUUUUAUGUGAGAAAUGAUAUUACCUUCAAAAUAUUGCACUCUAAUAUCACCACAGUAUUGGAAGAACUUUGGAUCUCUGUAACUGUUAAUAAACCCAAAUAUUGUCUAGCUGUAGUCUACCGUCCACCAUCGCCAAACGUGGUUGAUUGUUUUCAUCAAUUAACUGAGUCUUUAGCCAACCUUUCACUCGAUAAUGAUUACGCAAUUAUCAUGGGCGAUUUUAGUAUUAAUGUUUUAGUGAACGACGGCUGA